Molecule: messenger RNA, 1519 nt
Organism: Durotheca rogersii
Lineage: Eukaryota; Fungi; Ascomycota; Sordariomycetes; Xylariales; Xylariaceae
Exons: 1
Coding region: 201-1424 (407 amino acids)
Biological process (GO): regulation of DNA-templated transcription; aflatoxin biosynthetic process
Cellular component (GO): nucleus
Molecular function (GO): DNA binding; DNA-binding transcription factor activity, RNA polymerase II-specific; zinc ion binding
Source: RefSeq, a predicted model, not a curated record
ACCACCACCACAGCAACAACAACAACCACUACUACUGCUACUACUCGUGUUGAGCUGUACAUCGGUCGGCACUUCGACACCUCGGUGCUGCUCCUGGUCGGAACCGUCGAGGGACGCAGCAUCCCGCGAGCACAAACGCCUCUUCGACCAUCUGUCCUCGGUUGCUUCGCCUGCAUGCCCUCGCUGGUUGGCGGCUGGCCAUGAAGAUGACGGGGGAUGCGCCAUCGCAGAACGUCCAUUUCCGCACAGCCUGCGAUCCGUGCUCUACAGCCAAAGUCCGGUGCGACAAGACGCACCCGUCCUGCAAUCGGUGCCUGCAGAUCAAGGCGCCGUGUUCCUACAGCAAGUCGCGCAAGCACGGCAAGCAGUCGUGGCGAAAGAAGCCCGCCUACGACCAGGCCAAGGCCGGCGCCAGCACCGCACCCGAGGACCGGCCCUUAGUGACGGCCAAGACCAUUGCAUCGGCUACGACGUCGCCCGGCCACACCGGCUGGAGCCCCUUGCCGUCGGGGUCGAUGGCCGCGCCAUCGCUGGAGGUGCCGAACGGCCAGUAUGCAUUCCCCCAUAACACUGCGCUCCUCUCCUGGGCCUUUGGCGACGGCCUUAGUGGCGACAUGGAUGUCGAUGCCUUUGCGAGCUGGGAUGUCGCCGACUUGUCGUCGUCCGCCCUGCAAGGCACCGACGGCCUCUCCGUGCCGGGCCUGACUCACAGCGAGGCCUCCCCCGGGACGUCGGGGUCCGCCGAGGUGCCAUCGCCCGAGUUCAACCCCGCUAAUAGCACGCACGACUGUGAGGCCCGCGCCAUCUCUAUCCUACGCUCCAUGCAGCACGGCCAAUUGCAACAAGGGGCGACGUCAUGCUCCUCCGAUCCGACACGCUAUGCGGAUCUCAAUCUCACACCGCGCUUCGAUCACGUGCUGGCUACGAACAAGGCUGCCCUCAACGGCUGGAGUAGGCUCAUGGAGUGCACGUGCGCACAGUGUCCUCAUUUGAUUCUGCUCUACGUGUCGAUACUCUCCAAGAUGCUAUUCUGGUACCGUAUAGCGGCGUCGGAGAAGACUCCGUUCCUCGAAGACGGGGGAGCGGGCGAUAACGACCCGACCGGCGGUAGCAACGCGACCAACACUUCCUCCCCGCAGGACCCGCCGACCGUAGAUCAAUUCGGCGUCCAGCCCACAGUGAUACAGGUCGGGAUGCUCCCCUUGGACGCCGAGGACCAGGCCAGCCUGCGUCGCGUCCUCCUCCUUCGCGAGCUGCGCAGGACGGAGAGGGCCAUCGACGAGCUCAUGACCGUCGACCGCACCGGCGUGGACGAGCACGCGGACGAGUUCGUGCGGCGCGCCGUGCAGUGGUCUCUCAGCGGUAUCUCGCGUAUUCGGGAGGAGCUGCAGGACUUGAUCCAGAAAGUCGUGCAAAUUCGGUAGCGCGAUGGCCCCCAGAGCGGAGAGGAAAACGCGACGCCGUUGUUGCUGACGAGGCAACGGCGUUACACAGACACAGACACAGACACAGACACACG